This is a messenger RNA of Dunckerocampus dactyliophorus (ringed pipefish), 2127 nucleotides long. It is a transcript of the gene ndfip2, whose product is annotated as Nedd4 family interacting protein 2. The coding region runs from base 169 to 921 and encodes 250 amino acids. The record is from RefSeq and is a predicted model, not a curated record. Gene Ontology annotation, molecular function: WW domain binding. Gene Ontology annotation, cellular component: perinuclear region of cytoplasm; endoplasmic reticulum; Golgi apparatus. NCBI's taxonomy places the organism in Eukaryota, Metazoa, Chordata, Actinopteri, Syngnathiformes, Syngnathidae. Gene Ontology annotation, biological process: positive regulation of protein ubiquitination; metal ion transport; vacuolar transport. The transcript has 8 exons.
UUUUAGCAGCAACGACGCGAGUGUUCCGUGAACUGCAGCCAUUAACCCAGCGGCCCUUUACACUCGUUUUAGCGUUUGUUAGACACGCAGCUAUUUAUUGUCUGAAAACAACCGGAUAGGUUUUUAUCGUUUCUUGGCUGGCUUGCUCGCCAGUUAAAUCUAUUCGGAAUGGACCCAGCUAGCCGAUACCAAGUGCUGCACAAUGAGGAUGACUCCCCCGAGGCAUCUGUCAGCGAGCAGCCGUCAUGCUCCGCCUCACAGGCCGGAACAUCACAGGACCAAAACCAAGCAGAGAGCAGUGUUCUGCAUGCCCCUCCGCCAGCUGAGGUUUUGGGAUCAGGGGGUGCAGACGCGCCGCCACCUCCUUAUGCCUCCAUUGAUGUGGGUGCAACCGCAGCUGCUCCUGAAACCAGUUUCCAAAGUGACUUCCCAGUGCCCCCGCCCUACAGCGUGGCCACCUCACUGCCCACAUAUGAUGAAGCGGAAAAGGCCAAAGCUGCCGCCAUGGCUGCUUCCACUGUGGAAGUGAUGUCACGGGAUGAUGAAUUCCUUCCCAGAGAUGAUUUCAGCGAUGCUGAUCAACUGAGAGUUGGGAAUGAUGGAAUAUUUAUGCUGGCCUUUUUCAUGGCCUUCCUGUUUAACUGGAUCGGCUUCUGCCUGUCCUUCUGUUUGACCAACACCAUCGCAGGACGCUAUGGUGCCAUCUGUGGCUUCGGCCUCUCCCUCAUCAAGUGGAUUCUCAUUGUCCGGUUCUCUGACUAUUUCACUGGCUACUUCAAUGGCCAGUAUUGGCUCUGGUGGAUCUUCCUGCUGCUCGGUCUGCUCCUGUUCUUCAGAGGUUUUGUCAACUACUUAAAGGUCCGCAACAUGUCCGAGAACAUGGCCACCUCACACAGAACACGCCUCUUCUUCCUGUACUAACAAGUGUUUCACGCGAUCGCCAUUCCGUUCCCCAUCACCGUCACCCCCACCCUCGAAUGACCUGCCAGGGCCAUUGCUGCAGUGAAGAGAGGAGAAAGAAGGGCAGUGAAGAGUAAAUGUAGAGAGAGAAGUAUUGUUGUAAUGCAUGGCAAAUAGAAGCAUUUAGAUUUUCUGCUCAUAGCCAAGGUGUGUUGUGCCCGUUGGCCAAGAUCAUUGGCUAACGGGUGAUUCAUUCGGAUCAAGUCUUACUUCAAUCAGGGUGUUGCAGUGUGACCACCUGCAUACUUAAUAACGUCUUAUAUUUCAUGUAAUAGACUUUUAGGCAGUUUAUGAGUGUGCAUACAUCUUUUAGGCAACAGCCUAUUGAAUUACUACCAGAUCCUUGGCGUGAACAAAAUAGCGUUUUAGCAUGUCUGAGCCAAACAGUCGAGACGUUCCAUUUCUGAAUUUUUCUGUCCUAUGCAGCAGCAGCCAGACAUUUUCAUUGGAGGAAGGCUACGGACACUGCUGCACAUGUUUUAGGUGGAAUCAAAUAGAAACAGAAAUGUAACCAUCAGCUCUGGCCACAGUGGAAUCUUGUUGGUCUAACGAGCAAAAACGUAUCCCCUUGUUAGAUAUGGACGAAUGCAAAAUGCAGCCUUUUUAGUGCUAUGCAAUGUAGUUAUUUGGAAUUACUUACAAUCAUAAUUAUGGAUUAUGAAGUCCUGUGAUGAGGAUUGAGAUCCAAUGCAAACUUUGGGCAAUACAAUGACGUAAAAAUGUGACUGGCCAUGCAUUAACGCAGAUAUUUCUCUGUGUUUUUGUAACUAUAUUUAAAUUUCCUUCCAUUCUUUUCAUGGAAGUGUUUUGUGUCGAUGGGAGCAUCUCAAAUGACAUCAACUGGUAAUAUUUGCUAGAUAGGGUUAGGGCUGUUGUUCAGUGUGAUCGGCGCACAGGCGGUGUGAGUUGGUGUGAACUGGCCAAAGUGUGUAUGUCAACCUGAAAUUAAAUGUAAAUACCAGCUUGAUACCAAUUCAUAAUAUAUGCACUUUGAACUUCUGUACAGUAUAAUUUGUGAAUCUGCUUAACUUGAUGUGGUGGUUGAGAGGUUUAAAAAAAAAAAAAAAAAAAAGGCAACAGCUUUCCAUGUUUUGACUGGAAUUCUUAAUCAUGCAAAAUACUGUGUUGUUUUUUUUUUUUUUCAAUUUCUUUGCACUUUUUGCUUUU